GUGUUUAUUAUAUUACGAAGGAAUGAGAAUGGAUAGUCGUCGGUCUCAUCGCCAAGCUCCGAUAUCACGUUCAGUAGACCAAGUGUUUCCCAACCCUUCUUCUUCUAUCAGAAAAGAACAAAGUGACCACUAUGAAAGAGUUCCUAGUCAAAAAAGGGCACCCUAUUUUUCCAAGAAUAGUGAAAAGGAAGACAAGUCUUUUUAUGAACAGUUGAGAAGACAACGUGAACAAGACGAAAAUAGUGACUGGGAAGAGACACCUGGUUCCAUAAAAGCACCUGUAGUUUUAGAAGAUGAAGACAUCGAGUUUUUGGAUCAGUUAAAGAAGAAAAAGGAGGAGAGUUUUCGUUCACUAGAUGAACAAGUGGAAAAGUUUAAGGAACGACGUCACAACACGGUAUUAUUAACUGCACAAGAACAGGUAACGAGAGAACGGGAUACGGACUUCGGUUUUAGCAAAAGUAUUUCUGUGCCAAGUGCAGGAAAGCGCAAGUUUGGAAGGCUACCAAGAUAUUUGAAAACGAAAGAGAAACGAGCCAAGGUUGAGUCAGCUGAGUCUUGUAUUUUACCAAGUUUGAUUCCGUAUUCAAGCAAUGGAUCGGAAGAAGAGGAGGAAUCACACAAGUCUCUCGGUGAGUAGCAGCCACGGAGAGCGUGUCCCGGUCACUUUUUGGAUGAGAAAAAAUGAGUGACGAAGAUGACGUGUUGUGAUCGAGACACGUUGUGAUUUCCGUUCCAUUUUCGUCAAAAAUGUGAUGAGCUGCUUUUGGGAUAUUUUUUCGAGGAAGUGAAGAGGGUCUGUAAUACAAAAAGUGUAUAUAUGGAGGAUAUUAUAUCCAAUGGAAUAGUAGAUAUAGAGUACUCCGAUAUAUACCUCUCUACAGUAUUAUCACCUAAUACGUUUUCUUUGUCUCUAAAAGGGACUCCUGUGGAUUUGGAAAAAAGUGGGUCUCUUAAUAACCUUUCAGAUGCAACUGGGAGUCAGCAUUCAGUAACUGGAUAUAGCUUUUUAGCUUUUGCUGAAAAAUAUUUGGACAUGCCUAGCCAAAGGAUGGACUAUUAUGAUGGUUUGCCUUGUUCCCUUUCUUCUUCUACUUGUUCACCUACCACUAAAAAUGUUCCUAAAACAACAGACCUCGGAGUAUCUUAUGUUUCUAGUUUAUUUGGGAGUUGUGUUACAAAUUGUGAGUGCGAGGAGGCAGAAAUUAGUGAAGAGUUGCUUCUACAGGAGCAAACUAGUUUAGGAAUAGAAAACAAGCAUGAUUAUCAUAAAGAAGAACAGUCAAAGAGUAUAAACUAUUCUCGAGUAUCAGAAUGUGAU
This is a messenger RNA of Galdieria sulphuraria, 1321 nucleotides long. RefSeq lists its product as uncharacterized. The transcript is spliced from 3 exons. The record is from RefSeq and is a predicted model, not a curated record. The coding region runs from base 23 to 640 and encodes 205 amino acids. Lineage: Eukaryota; Rhodophyta; Bangiophyceae; Galdieriales; Galdieriaceae.